GCUUGAUAAGUCGAUGUCGAUGUUGUUCUAUGUCAUGUGUGCUGUCGGCGUCCUGGUAUCGCUUGCGGCAUUCCUUUCCCUGGUGCUGUGGCUCUACCAUCUCUACCUCAUCGUGACGAGGCAGACUACCAAAGAGUUCCGCAAAGGCAUCGCCAACAUUGACGAGGAGCCGACCCUUUGCGCAGCUCGUGGUCCACAGCUCUUCGACCCUUGGGCUCUCGUGGAUCCCAAGGAGCUUCGCAACGCAAAGUCGAAGAGAAAACGCCUCUUUAACUGA
Symbiodinium pilosum is the source of this 277-nucleotide messenger RNA. Lineage: Eukaryota; Dinophyceae; Suessiales; Symbiodiniaceae. The record is from the annotation of a GenBank genome assembly.